Molecule: messenger RNA, 2538 nt
Organism: Oikopleura dioica
Lineage: Eukaryota; Metazoa; Chordata; Appendicularia; Copelata; Oikopleuridae
Source: the annotation of a GenBank genome assembly
AUGCCGAGUUUUUCGACCCCUCUUGCAUCGGCAUUGAUUGUCUUCAUCAUCGUCAGCCCCGCUUUCCAAAAUGACUUUGUUCACGAUGACAUACCAGCAAUCGUUCGCAAUCCUGACGUACAAGGCAGAACUGGAUUACUUGCCCUUUUCAAAAACGAUUUCUGGGGAAAGGCUAUGUCCGAAGUCACUUCGCACAAGUCGUAUCGCCCGCUUACUGUGUUGACGUACAGGAUCAAUCGGAUUCUGACUGGCAAUCACGCUUUCUUCUUCCAUUUGACGAAUAUUCUCCUCCAUUCUGGAUUGGUUUACCGCCUUCACCUGAUUCUCCUUCGCUUUGGAUACUCUCGAGAAUCCGCUCAACUAGCCGCGAUCAUUUUUGGAAUUCAUCCGCUGAAUUCUGAAUCUUUCGCCAACAACGUCGGCCGAGCAGAAGUUCUUUCGGCGCAUUUUAUGCUCAGUGCAAUCGUCAAUCGGGAUAACACGGCUGCUUCUGGAUGUUAUGCGCUUUUAGCGAUGCUGUGCAAAGAAGGCGGCGUCUUUUGCCUGGCGAUUCUCGUCGCUUUAGAAAUCAUCAUCAUUUUCAACAGAAAACGGCGCGGAGAAGUGAUUCUCGAUCCCGAUUUCAUCCUCUUUUUCGUUUACAAGUUGCUCUUCUGGUUCAGCUACCUGCUCAUUUUUGUCUCGCUGCGAUUGUGGGUGUUGAACGGAACUUAUCCGGUGUUUACUCCGCCUGAUAAUCCAGCUGCUUUUGCAAAGGACAAAUUUGUCAAAUGGUCGAGUUUUGCCUUUUACUGGUUUCAGCACUACUGGCUUUUGCUCUCCCCGAAGAACUUGGCUUACGAUUGGGCUUAUGGAUCGAUCCCACUUGUCCAGGACUUUUCUGACUGUCGAAUUCUUGCGAUCCUUUGUCUCUUCUCCUCCGUCCUCUUUAUUGGCUUUCAUUGUUUCCGCAGCAUCUUUGGAUUUUUCAAUAAUCGACGAAUUCUUCUUCCAACUUUGCUGCUCUUCGUCCCGUUUAUUCCAGCCUCGAAUGUGUUGGUUUCGGUCGGAUUUGCUGUCGCAGAGCGAGUCAUGUACACUCCCAGCAUCGGUUUCGCGAUUCUCUUUGCCGAUGGCUUCACAAAAUUCCACAAGAAAUUUGAGAAAUCAAUCCUCAAAUCAACAAUCAUCCGUUCUAGUCUAGCCCUAACGAUAAUUUUGUUUACGAUAAAAACGGAAUUUCGCAUCAACGCAUGGAAAAAGAAGGAAAAUCUAUUCGAAUCUGGCCUUACCGUUCAUCGCCAUAACGCAAAGAUGUUCUACAAUUACGGCAAUUGUCUCCGGAACGAGCAGAAGAUCGACGAAGCGAUAAUUUUCUAUGAAGAAGCGAUCCGCCUUCACCCCACUUAUUCCAAAGCCUACGACAACAUCGGGGUCCUCUACGACGACGGAACAGAAGAAGGUUCAAAGAUGGCGGAGAAGAUGUACCAAAAGAGCAUCGAAGCGAAUCCGCACCAUCCAAGCGCGUAUUCGAACUUAGCCUCGCUCUACGCUCAAAGUGAGCGACUUCAAGAAGCCGUCAAGAUAUCUGGAAAGCUAAAAAUUAGAGCCUUUCAUGAAAUCUGCCUAAAGCUUUAUCAACACAUUCUCCUUUUAUUUAAAAACGCAGAUUCUCCCAUCGCCGAGCCAUACAACCACUACGGCGCUUUGCUCACAGAACAAAAACGCUACGAAGAAGCAAUCAAAGUCUACGAACAAGCGAUCGCGCUGGAACCCUUUAAUCCGAAUCCCCUGGUCAAUCUCGCCUGGGUGAAGCAAACGCUUGGUAAUGGAUCUGGCUCAGCCCAGAUGGUGAGAGACGCCGAAGAGUUGUACGAAAAAUCACUGAGGAUAAAGCCUACCUCCGAAGCGUUUAUGCGCCUUGGAAGUCUAAAAUAUCAGCGUGGAGAAACGGCCGAAGCGAAGAAAGAAUACGAAGAGGCUCGAAAACUCGAUCCAGAGAAUCACAUGAUCGUCCUUGAGCAGUCGAUCGUGUUGGUAGCUGCGGGAGAAACUGACCGCGCCGUGGAAAUUCUUCAGGAUUCUGUUAGCAAGCGAGAUCGGGACUGUCAACUGCCCAAUUUGCAUAUAACCCUGGCGAAGAUAUACGGCCCGAAGAAGCAUCAAUUCAUGAAGGCAGCGAGUAUACUCGAGAAUUGCAACAGAAAGCUCCUCGAAAACAAUCACGAAAAAGAACACGCUGCGGAGGUUAAAUUCCAGCUGGGAGCAAUGUACCACGAAAUCGUUAGAAACAACCAAAAUGUUUCGAAUCCGACGAAAAAUGAAGAAGCUUUCUUGGAAAAAGCGAAGGAGAAGACCCUUGAAUUGUUAAAAGAAGCGAUCAAAUUGAAACCGGGAGAUGUUGGCUAUCGAGUUCUUCUGGCGCAAGUGCAUUUGAGAGGUGGAAACUUGGAAGAGGGAACUCAUGUUUUGAAAACGAUUUUGAAACUGAAGCCGGAUCAUGAAGUCGCAACAAUUUUGCUCAAUCGCGUCAAAGAAGCCGAAUCAAGAACAUCUUAA